AAUACGAGCCGUAGAGAAUAAAGUUUAAAGGGCUAAUUUUGUUUUAGGUGAUAACUGCCACACAUACAACUAAUAUGGGUUUCAUAGAAGAUACCCUCAUUAUUCUUGUAACACAGGUGUUUUUCUUCGUAGGUGGCUGGGUAUUUUUUGUCAAGAAGCUGUUUCGUGACUAUGAGGUCCAUCAUAGAUUAGUUCAGCUAAUAUUUUCAGUCACCUUUUCAUUAUCAUGCACCAUGUUCGAACUUAUAAUUUUUGAGAUUCUUGGUGUAUUGGAUUCAAGUUCUCGUUAUUUCCACUGGAACCUGGUGCUGUAUGUGAUGCUUUUUAUGGUAAUUGUGCUCAUUCCAUUCUACAUAGGGUACUUCAUAGUAAGCAACAUAAGGAUUGUGAGACUGCAGAUGAUACGGCCAUUGACCAUUUUGAUCUGGCUAGUCUAUAUCUACCUAUUCUGGAAAGUCGGUGAUCCAUUCCCCAUAUUGAGCCCCAAGCAGGGGAUCUUGUCCAUUGAGCAAGGCAUCAGCCGCAUAGGAGUCAUUGGUGUCACUGUUAUGGCUCUUCUUUCAGGCUUUGGUGCUGUUAAUUACCCCUACACAUCCAUGGCUUAUUUCAUGAGGCCUGUUAUGCCAUCUGAUAUUCAGGCAAUCGAGAAGCGAUUGAUGCAGACUAUGGACAUGAUCCUUGUGAAGAAGAAACGCAUAGCUUUAGCCAAGAAAGGCUCAGUUGUAAAUGGACCACAAAAUACCCAGGGCAGUUCUGGGAUUUGGGGAAUGUUGAAGACAGUCACAACAUCUGUCAGCAAAGGGACUGGGGAAAAUAUUUGGCAGCUGAAGCAGGAGAUUGCGGCACUGGAGGAAUUGAGCCGGCAGCUGUUUCUGGAAGCACAUGAUAUGCACAUUAUGCAGGAACGAUUGCAGUGGGCCUCAACUUUUCAGGGGAAAUACUUCAACUUUCUGGGCUACUUUUUCUCUCUCUACUGCAUGUGGAAGAUUUGCAUAUCAACCAUCAACAUCGUUUUUGAUCGUGUGGGAAAGAAAGAUCCAGUUACACGAGGUAUGGAAAUAGCAGUUCACUGGGUUGGAAUCAAUAUUGAUGUAACAUUUUGGUCUCAACACAUAUCCUUCUUUUUGGUGGGCUGCAUUGUGGUCACCUCCAUCCGAGGGCUUCUGCUUACUCUCACCAAGUUCUUCUAUGCCAUUUCGAGCAGUAAGUCAUCAGACAUCAUUGUGCUUGUUUUGGCACAAAUUAUGGGAAUGUACUUUGUGUCAUCAGUCUUGCUGAUGAGGAUGAACAUGCCAGCAGAGUACCGAACCAUUAUCACCCAAGUGUUGGGGGAACUCCAGUUUAAUUUCUACCAUCGCUGGUUUGAUGUUAUCUUUCUUGUGAGUGCCCUGUCAUCAAUUGGUUUCCUGUACUUGGCACACAAACAAGGACCGGGAGAGGCUGGAUAGCCAGAACCGCAGCUGUCAGCUUGUAUUUAAAUCUUGUUCAGAGAUAAUAAGACAAGAUACUGGGUCAGAUCAAGAAUUUCUGGAACUUCUGGUAUAGGGAAGGUCAAAAUUAUGAAUCCCUUCAAAGUAGUCACCCUCUGAAGAAAGCAGUCUUCUGGGAUUUGGCACCAUGUAUAUGUGGUGUUAACCGACGUUUCGGAGGAACAUAUCG
Messenger RNA from Cryptotermes secundus, 1659 nucleotides. RefSeq names its product Golgi pH regulator (gene GPHR). The record is from RefSeq and is a predicted model, not a curated record. NCBI's taxonomy places the organism in Eukaryota, Metazoa, Arthropoda, Insecta, Blattodea, Kalotermitidae. Gene Ontology annotation, biological process: intracellular pH reduction. Gene Ontology annotation, cellular component: Golgi cisterna membrane. Gene Ontology annotation, molecular function: voltage-gated monoatomic anion channel activity.